UCUGGUGUGGCCGCUUUGCUCGCACGGAUUUUCUGUGUGCGACGAUUUUGGGAUACAUUUGAGGCUGCCCGUAAAACUCCCGUACCCUGCAGAAGUGCAUAUCAACUGUAUUAAUAGUGCACUAUAGCUGGGUAAUGUUUUGAGAAAGCAUAUCCGAGUAUGCGAACGCCGGCACUGCGAUUUCCCAAAAUCUUGAUCGACCGCAUCCUGCAGUGAAGUGUGUGGUAUUAUUGUGUGGUGUGCAGAGCAAAGUAUGAAAGUUACGCCGACUGCGGGUACUGUCACUAUUGAGUCAUAUUUCAACUAGUAUCGGAGCUCUACUAGACAGUCAGGUGAAAUUGAGCUAGAAACACCAUUACACCAGUAUUAAAAGCAUUCAAGCAAGAUGAUGAACACACCAUACAUAUUUAACGAAAUCUAUUACAUCCUUCAAAAGUCUUCACCGUUCGAACUGACGCUGGAGGCGCUUUUGGCGCUCGGCUUGAUAUGCAUAGUAUUCUACAAGCGCACCACGAAAAAGAUACGCCAUCUCGCCCCGACGGCCGAGGAAGAUGUGGUGGCGAAAUGGGUCCCAGAGCCACUGGUAGCCGACGUGCCAGACGAUCAUCCGGCGCUGAAGACGAGGGUCGUGUCCGGUCCGGUCGGUAAGACGGUAACAGUGGACGGCAACGAAUGCAUUAACAUGGCCACGCACAACUAUCUUGGGCUGGCGGAAGAUGACGACAUCAAGCAGGCGGCAGUGAAAAGUUUACGCAAGUACGGGGUGGGGUCAUGUGGGCCCCGUGGCUUCUAUGGCACGGUGGAUGUGCACCUGGAGCUGGAGGAACGACUGGCCAAGUUUAUGGAAGCGGAGGAAGCUGUGGUAUAUUCUUAUGCCUUCUCUACGAUCGCCAGCGCCAUUCCGGCGUACGCCAAGCGGGGAGAUUUGGUGUUUGUUGAUGAAUGCGCGAAUUUCGCCAUCCAAAAGGGACUUGACGCAUCACGCAGUAAGAUUUUCUACUACAAACACAACGAUAUGGACGAUCUGGAGCGGUUGCUUGCUAAGCAGCAAGCUGAGGACAAGCGCAACCCGGCCAAAGCGAAAAAGACGCGCCGUUUCCUGGUAGCCGAAGCAAUCUAUAUCAACACCGGUGAAGUUUGCCCGCUGCCUCGGCUCGUUGAGCUUCGAGAGCGCUACAAGCUGCGGCUAUUCCUGGAUGAGAGUGUUUCGUUCGGUGUGCUGGGAGAAAGUGGACGUGGAUUGAUCGAACAUUUUAAUGUUGAUAAAACUCAAGUUGAUCUGGUAUCGGCCGGGCUGGAAUGGUCCGCCGCCACCAUCGGUGGCUUUUGUGCCGGUUCUUCCUUUAUCGUCGAACACCAGCGCCUGUCUGGGCUUGGGUACUGCUUUUCCGCCUCCUUACCGCCACUCCUCGCCCAGGCGGCCAUCAGUGCGCUGGACCGCUUUGAAGCUGAGCCACGGAUAUUCGAGGAAUUGCGUAGUCGCUGUCGAACCGUUUCAGAAAAGCUUCCUACCCUAACACACUUUCAGUCGCGAGGAGAUCCUCUAUCACCAGUGAAGCAUUUAUACCUGAAGAGCAGCUAUGAUAGCUGGACCAAGGAGAAAAUGCUCCUAGAUAACAUCGCUACUCAGUGCAUUGAAAAUGGCCUUGCAGUAGUUGCAGCUGAGUACCUGGAAGCAAUGGAGAAAAACUGUCCCCGACCAAGCAUACGAUUGACCGUUAGCCGUUUACUGACGGAAAAAGACAUCGACGACGCCUUCCGGAUUCUGGAGCGGGUGUCGGAAAAGAUUCUCGCCAGUGCCGGUUAAGUACGGGAGUAGCUUUUCCGAUCACGGUCCGAUCACUAUUGCAGUCUCUUUAAAUGCACGGGCAUUAACGUUUCUCUCGGGAGAAGUUCAUUAAAACUCUUAACGGAAGCUUGCUUGAAUCAGUAGAGAGGGAAGAGAAACAGCUAGCGUCAUUUUUAACUUAUCCCGGGUUCGAAAAUGCAAGUUCAAUCCCUUGUGCCCUAGUUGCACGGUCAGGUGCGUAAUUCUUCCUAUACUGCAGUCAUGAUACUAAGUAGCAGCAUAUGAGUGUCACUUCCUUGAAAAAAAAAGAAAAACUUGUUUCGCUUUUGUGGCACUCUGCAAACCGCCGCUGUAGCUAGUAUACAUAGUAGUUAGGGCCCAUCACUGCUCUAGGGUUAACACAGAGAAAGGAAAGUAUUGUAUAAUUCGAUUGUAUUAUAAUGAACGUUUACUUUGAUGUCUGUUUUAAGCUAAAUCGCGGUAAUGAUCGAUACGCUACUAUCAGGUUUUUUUUCCAGUAUGCGGCAUUAGCGUAACACACAACGCGCUACUAGCGUAAGGUUAGUGUAAGUGAGUUAUGUUGCAUUUCAUAUUUUACACUAUGGGUUCUUUGGAAUCA
Molecule: messenger RNA, 2408 nt
Organism: Anopheles coustani
Lineage: Eukaryota; Metazoa; Arthropoda; Insecta; Diptera; Culicidae
Gene: Spt-I
Product: serine palmitoyltransferase 1
Exons: 7
Coding region: 386-1807 (473 amino acids)
Biological process (GO): sphingosine biosynthetic process; ceramide biosynthetic process
Cellular component (GO): endoplasmic reticulum
Molecular function (GO): pyridoxal phosphate binding; serine C-palmitoyltransferase activity
Source: RefSeq, a predicted model, not a curated record